This is a messenger RNA of Medioppia subpectinata, 866 nucleotides long. Lineage: Eukaryota; Metazoa; Arthropoda; Arachnida; Sarcoptiformes; Oppiidae. The record is from the annotation of a GenBank genome assembly.
AAUAAGGGUUCGGGCGGUACGACCAGCACAACACCCACACCCACCUCCUCGUCCACCAACAGCGCGCCCGACGAUCACGAACAGAGCAUUAUUUGUGUCAAUUAUGUCUUAAGUGCUAUCGAGUUCAACGAUGUAGUGAUGGACACGAGUCAACUGAACGGAGGUCUGGUGGCCAUCACUCCGCCCACACCUCCCGUAAUCUCAUCGCUCAACAAACGAAACAAUCACUCAAUUAAGAGGUCUCUAUCUUCGACGCCGUCGCCUGAGUCGUCGUCGACGGCCACAACUCACCCGAACUCCCAGUUAAGUCAUUCCCAACAGACGAGUGUUGACCACAACUCGCGUCCGCAACACGUCUCGCACAUUAGUCCCGCGCCUCCGCCGCCGCCACCGGCGCCGCAACCGGUGGUCGCAGUGACGCAAACCAAUGGCUCGACCGGCAGUUCUCCCGUCGACGCGAUCGCCAGCGAAAGUGCCAAAAGACGGCGAUUCAACUCUAGUCCAGUGCGGCCGUGGAAGUCGCCCUCUCCUCCCCCUCCCAAUGUGUGUCAGGGCGUUAUCGGCGCCGAAUCAGCCAACUCGGCCUCCAGUCUCUUACGGCAUAUAAGUGUCAUCAGAGAGACGCCUCCCAUAUUGAAGCCCCAGGUGGUGGCGCCAGCAUAUCAUCCACACCACGCACACCAUUACCACCAUUUGGUAGACCCGUAUGCGGCCGCCUAUCAUCUCUAUAAGAAUGGCAGCGGAGGGCCGCCGAUGACAGCACAACCCGCACCUCCCGUCCCCUCCUCUGCGGCACACCAUCAUUGGGGGGCUUAUAAUUAAUAUAACCUUUUCCCCUAUUUUCACAUUUACUCCUUCUCUCUCUC